ACACUAUCCCUGAAGAAGGCCUGGUCAGUGAGACGGUCCCUAUAAUUGUCGGAGAGGACCGGGUACGUGGGCGGACACGUUUGCAGGGAGAAACAUCGGAGUGGUGUAACGUAUAGGUGAACCAUGAAGCUGUUCGGGAUAGAAUUCGCUCCCCUGUGGAUCCCGGCUGAGCGGCGAUUCCAGACGUUCGCUGUGUUCCAAUGGACCAUGUGCUUUCUCUUUCUUGGAUUCUUCUGCCUCGGCAUCAGUCUUUAUAUUCUCCUGUGCACGUCAUAUUACUAUAUCAUUCUCGCCUACCUUGCCUGGUAUAUUUACGAUCAUAAAACCCCUGCGCGGGGAGGCCGAAGAUCUGACUGGGCCAGGAACUGGAAAAUAUGGCAUUACUUCAGGGAUUAUUUCCCCAUUUCCUUGGUGAAAACGGCUGAACUGGAUCCGAAGAAGAACUAUAUCUUUGGCUAUCACCCUCACGGCAUCAUGUCCGCAGGAGCCUUCUGUAACUUUGCCACGGAAGCGACCGGCUUUAGUAAAAUAUUUGCGGGUAUCCGGCCGUAUCUCUCCAUUCUCUCAGGCCAGUUUGUGUUCCCCUUCCACAGGGAUUACUUCAUGUGCUCAGGUAUGGUAGAGGUGAGUAAGGACAGUAUGAACUACGUCCUGUCUGGAGCUAAGGGGACAGGGAACGCCUUCGUGGUGGUUGUGGGUGGGGCCGUGGAGGCCCUGGAGGCACGCCCUGAUAACUACACCCUGACAAUUAAAAGCAGGAAAGGCUUCGUCAAGAUGGCACUCAAACAUGGUGCCUCUCUCGUGCCCGUGUUCAGUUUUGGGGAGAAUGAAUUGUUCACACAAAUGAGCAAUCCCAGAGGGUCAAAGUUGAAAGCCAUUCAGAUCAGACUGACAAAGAUGCUCGGGUUUUCUCCACCCAUUUUCCACGGCAGGGGGAUUUUUAACUACACCUUCGGAUUGAUACCCUACAGAAAGCCCAUCCAUACCGUGGUGGGCAAACCGAUUGACGUUGAGAAAACUCCAGAGCCGACGUCAGAGCAAAUCGAGGCAUUACACAAUCGUUAUCUGAACGAACUUCGGGAACUGUUCGAGCAGCACAAGACAAAGUAUGGCGUCAAGGAGAUGAAACACCUGGUGAUUGAGUGACAGGUGUCAGAGCUGAUUUUUAAUAUGUGCAUAUUUUAUUUUGUGACGACCACGCCCAGUGUGUAAUGUAGUGAAAAAAAAAGGAUAUUGUCUGGCUGAAAUUCAUGAAAUAUCACCUCUUAAUGAUUUUGGGCGUUGGUCAGGAAAAUACAAAGGCAAUGAAAGACGUGACACCUUAAGUUUAAGGUUGUAGAGGUGCAUAAGACAUUCUGUUAUCUGGAUGACUGGCAUGGACUACCAUACGUGGCCGAAUGGUUAGCAUGUCAGCGCGGCGCAAUGGCCGAGGAGUCACUUACCAUUGCCGUCGUUGUGAGUUCAAGUCCAGCUCAUGCACACUGGCUCUCCCAUCGUAAGUGCAUAGUAAGGUCUGCCAGCAACUCUGGUCGUAUGUUCUUCCUCCCACCGUAAUGCUGGCUGCCGUCGUAUAAGAAACCGUAUUAAACCGUAUUAUUAAACCUUUACUUAGAAGUUAGAAGUUCAACUUGUAAGUUGUAAUUUCAAACUAGAAUAGGUACACUAAUUGUAGUUUAACUUCUAACUAAAGGUCUCUGUUCUGGAGUACUGCGUAAAACACCAAUCAAAUAAAUAAAUUAAAAAAUAUCCAUACCGUGCUCAAACGUCUACGGUGCAGGGAACAUUACUGAUUAAUUUUAAUAGAACAGUGGUCAGUUCACAGCUUUGGAAAAAUUUUGGUCACGCUUAUAUACUAUAUAGCUGUAAUUAAACUUAGAUAGUAAGGAAUAGGUUAUCACAGGCCACUUUGCGUCAGAAAUCUUUUGACAGAUUUGUUACAUACAUAUUAGUACGGUAUACAUAUAUUAACGAUUUCUUAAUUUCCUUAAAGGAAAGGUUAUUCCAUGUAUUAGAGCAUUACCAUAUCAUCGCAUUUUUACAAGAAAACAACCAUGUGAUAAAAUCGGCCAGAUAUUUUGUAUAUAUAUGUAUACGUCGUUUAUAUGCAUUUAUAUACUUACAUAUGUACUGCAACAUUGUUUGCCCAGCUGUGCCUUCUAAAGAACUUGCCAUGACAAUUUCAUUUACAAUGUCAACGAAGAGCAUAUAAACAAUUUUUGAAUUAUUUUUAAUUCAUGUUACACAUUUUAUUUUCUACAUCAGUGGACUUUUGCACUUCUUUUGUAUCAUUAUAAUGGAACGUUUAACGUACUGUUCCAUGCGUUUGGAAUUAAAGGAUGUGUAUACAAACAACUUAACUAACAACUGAAUUUGAAUUAUUUCUACAAGGUAUAAACAAGCAUCUCUAAGCAAAUCUGAUGUGACAAGACUUAACAAUAGCAGUUCAACUUACACAACCGCCAUUCUGACAAGAAUCGCGUGAUAUGGCCAUGAUAGAUAGAACAUCAUUUUACUUAGGCUCGGCAUACGUGAGCUUAAUAUUAAACGCGACUCAACUCGACUGUUGAAUUCGCAAAAGCAAAAUCACGACGCGAUCCUACUCAGUUCGACUGUUGAGUUCGUGUAUGUAAAAUCACGACUCGAUCGUACUCAACUCGACUGUUGGCGUCGAGUCCUAUGUGCUUGCGUGUGUGCAAUCACGACGUGAUCCUACUCAACUUGACUGUUGCGUUGAGUCCUAAAUACUCGCGUAUGCGAAAUCACGACGCAACUCAACAGUUGAGCUGUAUGGCGACAGGGACCAGUUUCGUAUGACUAGCUGUGUUGAUCUGAGUCACAUCUUAAGCUCUCGUGUCUGCCAAACUUAAUAAGUCGUAAAUCUCCAGUCUUAAGUUUUACCAGCUUUUUUACACUUUGAAUAUCAGGAUUUUAUAACAAUUAUGUCAGUAUUAAACAUGGCAUAUUUUC
Molecule: messenger RNA, 2967 nt
Organism: Liolophura sinensis
Lineage: Eukaryota; Metazoa; Mollusca; Polyplacophora; Chitonida; Chitonidae
Product: 2-acylglycerol O-acyltransferase 2-A-like
Exons: 5
Coding region: 124-1146 (340 amino acids)
Biological process (GO): triglyceride biosynthetic process
Cellular component (GO): endoplasmic reticulum membrane
Molecular function (GO): diacylglycerol O-acyltransferase activity
Source: RefSeq, a predicted model, not a curated record